UCCAAUCCAUUUAGUCCCCAUCCAUUUAGUCCCCAUCCAUUAAGUCCCAUUAGUCCUCAUCCAUUUAGUCCCAUUAGUCCUCAUCCAUUUAGUCCCAUUAGUCCUCACCCAUUUAGUCCCAUUAGUCCUCAUCUAUUUAGUCCCAUUAGUCCUCAUCUAUUUAGUCCCAUUAGUCCUCACCCAUUUAGUCCCAUUAGUCCCCAUCCAUUUAGUCCCAUUAGUCCUCAUCCAUUUAGUCCCAUUAGUCCUCAUCCAUUUAGUCCCAUUAGUCCUCAUCCAUUUAGUUCCUAUCCAUUUAGUCCCAUUAGUCCCCAUCCAUUUAGUCCCCACCCAUUUAGUCCCAUUAGUCCUCAUCCAUUUAGUCCCCCUCCAUUUAGUCCCCCUCCAUUUAGUCCCCAUCCAUUUAGUCCCCAUCCAUUUAGUCCCCCUCCAUUUAGUCCUCAUCCAUUUAGUCCCCAUCCAUUAAGUCCCAUUAGUCCUCAUCCAUUUAGUCCUCAUCCAUUUAGUCCCCGUCCAUUUAGUCCCAUUAGUCCCCAUCCAUUCAGUCCACAUCCAUUUAGUCCCCAUCCAUUUAGUCCCCAUCCAUUUAGUCCCCCUCCAUUUAGUCCCCAUCCAUUUAGUCCCAUUAGUCCCCAUCCAUUUAGUCCCCAUCCAUUUAGUCCCCAUCCAUUUAGUCCCCCUCCAUUAAGUCCCCAUCCAUUUAGUCCCAUUAGUCCCCAUCCAUUAAGUCCCCAUCCAUUUAGUCCCCAUCCAUUUAGUCCCCAUCCAUUAAGUCCCCAUCCAUUUAGUCCCCAUCCAUUUAGUCCCAUUAGUCCCCAUCCAUUUAGUCCCAUUAGUCCCCAUCCAUUUAGUCCCCAUCCAUUUAGUCCCCAUCCAUUUAGUCCCCCUCCAUUAAGUCCCCAUCCAUUUAGUCCCAUUAGUCCCCAUCCAUUAAGUCCCCAUCCAUUUAGUCCCCAUCCAUUUAGUCCCCAUCCAUUAAGUCCCCAUCCAUUAAGUCCCCAUCCAUUUACUCCCAUUAGUCCCCAUCCAUUUAGUCCCCAUCCAUUUAGUCCCCAUCCAUUUAGUCCCCCUCCAUUAAGUCCCCAUCCAUUUAGUCCCAUUAGUCCCCAUCCAUUUAGUCCCCAUCCAUUUAGUCCCCAUCCAUUUAGUCCCCAUCCAUUUAGUCCCCAUCCAUUUAGUCCCAUUAGUCCCCAUCCAUUUAGUCCCCAUCCAUUUAGUCCCCAUCCAUUUAGUCCCCCUCCAUUAAGUCCCCAUCCAUUUAGUCCCAUUAGUCCCCAUCCAUUUAGUCCCCAUCCAUUUAGUCCCCAUCCAUUCAGUCCCCAUCCAUUUAGUCCCCAUCCAUUUAGUCCCCAUCCAUUUAGUCCCCCUCCAUUAAGUCCCCAUCCAUUUAGUCCCCAUCCAUUUAGUCCUCAUCCAUUUAGUCCCCCUCCAUUUAGUCCCCAUCUAUUUAGUCCCAUUAGUCCCCAUCCAUUUAGUCCCCAUCCAUUUAGUCCUCAUCCAUUUAGUCCCCCUCCAUGUAGUCCCCAUCUAUUUAGUCCCAUUGUACCCCAUCCAUUUAGUCCCCAUCCAUUUAGUCCCCAUACAUUUAGUCCCUAUCCAUUUAGUCCCCAUCCAUUUAGUCACCCUCCAUUUAGUCCCCAUCCAUUUAGUCCCAUUAGUCCCCAUCCAUUUAGUCCCCAUCCAUUUAGUCCCCCUCCAUUAAGUCCCCAUCCAUUUAGUCCCAUUAGUCCCCAUCCAUUUAGUCCCCAUCCAUUUAGUCCCCAUCCAUUUAGUCCCCCUCCAUUAAGUCCCCAUCCAUUUAGUCCCAUUAGUCCCCCUCCAUUUAGUCCCCAUCCAUUUAGUCCCCAUCCAUUCAGUCCCCAUCCAUUUAGUCCCCCUCCAUUAAGUCCCCAUCCAUUUAGUCCCAUUAGUCCUCAUCCAUUCAGUCCCCAUCCAUUUAGUCCCCAUCCAUUUAGUCCCCAUCCAUUUAGUCCCCCUCCAUUAAGUCCCCAUCCAUUUAGUCCCAUUAGUCCCCAUCCAUUUAGUCCCCAUCCAUUUAGUCCUCAUCCAUUUAGUCCCCCUCCAUUUAGUCCCCAUCUAUUUAGUCCCAUUAGUCCCCAUCCAUUUAGUCCCCAUCCAUUUAGUCCUCAUCCAUUUAGUCUUCAUCCAUUUAGUCCCCCUCCAUGUAGUCCCCAUCUAUUUAGUCCCAUUGUACCCCAUCCAUUUAGUCCCCAUCCAUUUAGUCCCCAUCCAUUUAGUCCCCCUCCAUUUAGUCCCUAUCCAUUUAGUCCCCAUCCAUUUAGUCCCCCUCCAUUUAGUCCCCCUCCAUUUAGUCCCCAUCCAUUUAGUCCCAUUAGUCCUCAUCCAUUUAGUCCUCAUCCAUUUAGUCCCCCUCCAUUUAGUCCCCAUCUAUUUAGUCCCAUUAGUCCCCAUCCAUUUAGUCCCCAUCUAUUUAGUCCCCAUCCAUUUAGUCCCCAUCCAUUCAGUCACCCUCCAUUUAGUCCCCCUCCAUUUAGUCCCCCUCCAUUUAGUCCCCCUACAUUUAGUCCCAUUAGUCCCCAUCCAUUUAGUCCCCAUCCAUUUAGUCCCAAUCAAUUAAAUCCUCGUUAUCUCCUCGCGGGACGAGCCGCCGAGGGUAAAUAA
Messenger RNA from Pecten maximus, 2622 nucleotides. RefSeq names its product extensin-like. The transcript has a single exon. The record is from RefSeq and is a predicted model, not a curated record. The annotation marks the transcript as partial. NCBI's taxonomy places the organism in Eukaryota, Metazoa, Mollusca, Bivalvia, Pectinida, Pectinidae.